GAAAGAAGUUGUAAAAGACUUUAAAAUAAUGCGAUUAAUAAUAAUGAUAAAGAGACGAGAGAGAGAGAGAGAAGAACACGAUGCCACCUCCAAGCGGGCAAAGCUGGAUUAGAUUUUUAUCAAUUCUCUCCAGCUGCCUUCCUCCCCCAUCUUCCUCGGGUGUGCAUACUGAAUUAGGGUUUACAUAAGAAUCGGCUUGCUGCUUGCUGGGGGGAGAAGAGGAUAUAGAAGACAAUGGGGGUUAUGUCCAGACGGGUUUUACCCGCCUGUGGUAACCUCUGUUUCUUCUGUCCUUCCUUGAGGGCUAGGUCUAGGCAUCCCGUUAAACGCUACAAGAAGAUGCUCGCUGAGAUUUUUCCUCGUAAUCAGGAUGCUGAGCCAAAUGAUAGAAAAAUUGGCAAGCUUUGUGAGUAUGCGUCAAGGAACCCUUUACGAAUCCCAAAGAUUACAGAGUACCUUGAGCAGAAAUGUUACAAAGAGUUGCGACAUGGAAACAUCGGAUCAGUUAAAGUCGUCUUGUGCAUUUACAAGAAGUUGCUUUCAUCAUGUAAGGAGCAGAUGCCUCUGUUUUCGUGUAGUUUGCUAAGUGUUGUCCGAACUCUUUUGGAGCAAACAAGAGAUGAAGAAGUGCAGAUCUUGGGUUGCAAUACCCUUGUUGACUUUAUUAGCUUACAGACUGAGAAUUCACACAUGUUCAACUUAGAAGGUCUAAUCCCUAAGCUUUGUCAACUUGCUCAAGAAAUGGGAGAUGAUGAGAGAUCCCUCCGUUUAAGGUCUGCAGGAAUGCAGGCUUUGGCAUUCAUGGUUUCUUUUAUUGGUGAGCAUGCCCAACUAUCAAUGGACUUGGAUAUGAUUAUUACUGUGAUUCUGGAGAACUACAUGGACUUGGAGAAGGGCCAAGAAGAUACCAACAUGAGUGAAAAGGUUUCUUUCAAACCAAAUCCUGUGACUGACUUUAAGUUGGAAAACAUGGACAUUUCGAAGAGCCCCUCGUACUGGUCUAUGGUAUGCCUUUGCAAUAUAGCCAAAUUAGCAAAGGAAACUACAACUGUUCGUCGUGUUCUGGAACCUCUUUUGAAUGCUUUUGACAGUGGAGAUUACUGGUCUCCAGAGAAGGGCGUUGCCUCUUCUGUUUUGUUGUUUCUUCAGUCUCGUCUGGAAGAAUCAGGAGAAAACUGUCAUGUGCUGGUAUCUUCUUUGAUCAAGCACUUGGAUCAUAAGAAUGUGAUGAAGCAACUAGGGAUUCAAGUUAACAUGGUUAAUGUAGCUACAUGCCUUGCGCUACAUGCUAAACAGCAAACUUCAGCAGCGAUGACUGCUGUAAUCGCCGACUUGAUUAAACACUUGCGGAAAUGCCUGCAGAAUGCAGCUGAGUCAGAUCUGUCUGCUGAUGUAUCUAAGCAGAACUGUGACUUGCAGCAAGCUUUAGAUAAGUGCAUCGCUGAGCUCUCAAAUAAGGUUGGAGAUGUAGGGCCCAUUCUUGAUAUGGUAGCGGUGAUUCUUGAAAUGGUAUCUAAUAAUGUACUAGUUGCUAGGACCACAGCAUCAGCCAUUCUCCGUGCUGCACAUAUAGUAUCGGUGGUCCCAAAUGUUUCUUACCACAAGAAAGUAUUCCCUGAUGCCUUGUUUCACCAACUUCUCCUUGCCAUGUCCCACACAGAUUAUGAAACUAGAGUUGAUGCACACAAUAUAUUCUCCGUCCUGCUUCUUCGAACUCUUCUUUUGCCUUGGUCAGACCAAUAUAAGGAAACCUCAGAUGCUGUGAGGAGCCAGAGUAUCAGUUUACAGGAGGAAGAGAGAGAUAAAGUUGAGGAAAUCUUAGACAAUGAUCUGCGUAAAGAUGUAAACCACAUUUCUCAUCCAAGUGGUCUUAGUUGUCAGUCCUUGGAUAGCUUAAAGGAUGGUGCUAUAAAGUCGUUAUGUUCACUUCGACUGAGUAGUCACCAAGUAAAUAUGCUCCUUACAUCACUAUGGAUCCAAGCAACUUCUACCGAGAACACCCCUGCAAAUUUUGAGGCAAUGGCUAUCACGUUUAAUACCACUCUUUUGUUUUCACUAGCAAAGAAAUCAAAUCAUAUGGCUCUGGUGCGGUGUUUUCAGCUUGCGUUCUCGCUUCGGAAUCUCUCAUUGAAUCAAGAUGGAGGGUUGCAGCUCUCUCGUAGAAGAUCAAUCUUCACGUUUGCAUCGUAUUUACUCAUUUUCAGUGCCAAUAUUUCUAGUAUACCGGAGCUAAUUCCAGUUGUCAAAGAGUCUUUAACUAGCCAAAUGGUUGAUCCUUAUCUUGUACUGGAAGGAGAUAUCAGACUGCGUGCUGGUUGUUCUGGAUUUCCACGUGAAGAAGAAGUGGUAGCAUAUGGAUCUGAGAAAGAUGAUAGUUCUCCCCUCAACUCGUCAGAGAUUGCCACAAAUGAUAGUCGCCUUAAGGAAAUCGUUAUCAGUCAUUUCACAUCGAGAUUCCAGACAUUAUCCGAGGAGGAGCAAUCAAAUUUGAGAAAGGAAAUUGAGUCAGAUUUUUCACGAGAUGAUGCAUACCCGCUUGGGGCACCAUUGUUCAUGGAUACACCAGGACCUGGUUCUCCUCUUAAUCAAAUAGAACUUCCAGCUUUUGAAGAGGAUGAGCUUUCAGAAAUAGAAGGAAUUUCACCGGGGGCUAGUGGGAGUCACAGAACGUCCUUGUCCACUAACACUAACCCUGUAGAUGUUCUGAGUAUCAACGAGUUGUUAGAAUCGGUAUCAGAAACUGCUAGGCAAGUUGCAAGUCUCCCUGUUUCCUCCCUUCCUGUACCUUACGACCAGAUGAUGAAUCAGUGUGAAGCUCUUGUGACGGGCAAGCAGCAGAAGAUGUCUGUGCUUCGAAGUUUCAAACCCCAAUCAACCAAAGCUAUAACUUUCUCAGAAGAUGAUGAAAAGGAGGAACUCCUACUUCUCAAGGAGACAGAAGAAGCUGAUGAAGAUGAUCAGAAGGCACUCACUGUGGCACAAGUCCAACCUCAAGGCCAGUACUCGUUCUGCUCACUCGAAGCGGAACAAAACUCUUUUCGGUUACCUCCUUCAAGCCCCUACGAUAAAUUCUUGAAAGCAGCUGGAUGUUAAAACCCCGGUGCAUUCGUAUAUAUAUAUAUAUACACACACGGCGUAAUAUAUAUAUUAUCACGUGUAAUCAUGUGCUUCAUAUAAUUCAAAUAGUCACAUCUUGGCUCUUGUUUGGAAGCAACUGUGAUUGAUUCAUUCCAUUUGUAUGUUGUGAUGAAACAAAAAAUGUUGUAUCAUUAAGGAAAGCAUUUGCGUAACCAAGAACAGAAGCAGCGUAAAGUCGUGCAGAAACUUGAAUUGUCUUCUUCGUUGUCUUUUGUACUUUGAUGUGAAGUUUUGUUAAUUGUUUGUCUUUUUUUGUCGUGAGCUGCGUGUGUGUGUGUGUUUUGUACGAAUUGGAGUUUGAAACAAAGUCUUGUUGUUUAUGGUUUC
Molecule: messenger RNA, 3465 nt
Organism: Raphanus sativus (radish)
Lineage: Eukaryota; Viridiplantae; Streptophyta; Magnoliopsida; Brassicales; Brassicaceae
Product: protein SEMI-ROLLED LEAF 2
Exons: 20
Coding region: 235-3093 (952 amino acids)
Source: RefSeq, a predicted model, not a curated record